CAGACGAGACCGGAAGGUUAUAAUUUCUGACGUCAAAAGUGUAGUCGAUACGAUCGAAAAUGGCGGAGUACCUGGCGUCCAUUUUCGGUACAGAGAAAGAUAAGGUGAACUGUUCUUUCUACUUUAAAAUUGGUGCCUGCCGACAUGGUGACCGGUGCUCCAGAUUACAUAAUAAGCCAACUUUCAGCCAGACCAUCUUGAUUCAAAACAUCUACCGUAAUCCCCAAAACAGUGCGCAGACGGCCGACGGCUCCCACUGUGCUGUCAGUGAUGUGGAGAUGCAGGAGCACUACGAUGAGUUCUUUGAGGAGGUCUUCACAGAGAUGGAGGAGAAGUACGGAGAGGUGGAGGAGAUGAAUGUGUGCGACAACCUGGGAGACCAUCUGGUUGGAAAUGUAUACGUGAAGUUCCGUCGUGAGGAAGACGCGGAGAAGGCAGUGAUGGAUCUGAAUAACCGCUGGUUCAACGGUCAACCAAUUCACGCCGAGCUCUCUCCCGUUACUGACUUCAGAGAAGCCUGCUGCCGCCAGUACGAGAUGGGGGAGUGUACUCGAGGAGGCUUCUGUAACUUCAUGCACCUGAAACCCAUCUCCAGGGAGCUGAGGAGGGAGCUGUACGGACGCCGCAGGAAGAAGGGAGGGGGCCAUCGUUCUCGCUCCCGUUCCAGGGAACGCCGUUCUCGCUCGAGGGAUAGAGGCAGGGGAGGCAGACGCGACCGCGAGAGAAGGCGUUCCAGAGAACGCUCUGGAAGGUUCUAAACCAAGCCACCACCACACGUCCAUCACUCUCCAUCCAUUCUCAAAUCCCUAUAUCUUUCCCUCCAUUGCGGCCUUUUAAUUCCCCGUUGGCCCUUUCAUAUUGUCCCAAUGACCAAAACUAAUUGGAAAAUGUUGGACUUGAUAUUUUUCUUUUUUAUAAUUUUUAUUCAAGAAAUGUAAAGCUUGCCAUGUCAAUAAAAAAACAUGUUUUACAGGGCGCUA
This is a messenger RNA of Salmo salar (Atlantic salmon), 980 nucleotides long. Its product is annotated as splicing factor U2AF 35 kDa subunit. Lineage: Eukaryota; Metazoa; Chordata; Actinopteri; Salmoniformes; Salmonidae. Gene Ontology annotation, molecular function: metal ion binding; RNA binding. Gene Ontology annotation, cellular component: U2AF complex. Gene Ontology annotation, biological process: mRNA splicing, via spliceosome. The record is from RefSeq and is a predicted model, not a curated record.